This is a messenger RNA of Hyaena hyaena (striped hyena), 1435 nucleotides long. It is a transcript of the gene SPATS1, whose product is annotated as spermatogenesis associated serine rich 1. The coding region runs from base 188 to 1081 and encodes 297 amino acids. The record is from RefSeq and is a predicted model, not a curated record. Lineage: Eukaryota; Metazoa; Chordata; Mammalia; Carnivora; Hyaenidae. The transcript is spliced from 8 exons.
GCGGGGAAGCUGGCGGCCCCGCGGCGGUCUGGCCCUCCGCUCGGGUUCCUAGCCAGCCCCGCGGCCGGCAGUUCGGUUGCCAGUUGGUGCGUUGGUCUUGCUGCAUCGUGUGGAGGCCUCCUCUGGGGGAAAAGGUCUUUUCUUUGUCUCCGAGUUGCUUUUAAUACUCAAAACCGACAACACAUGCAUGGGUGAGACCGUGUACGCUGGAAACGGCCCCCGGGGCUGUUAUCUCCCCUCCAUCUCCAGAGCACCCUGCAGCAGAGAGCUGGAGAAGGUUCAAGAGAGAGGAGACCCUGGCAUGACAAUGAUGGAGAAGAGAUACAGUGAUGUUCUGGAACCUAAGGGAUGCUUUGCCAGUACAACAUCCUCGGACAGAAAGGUCAGCCCCUCGUCUUCUGUUGAAACAUGUCCUAGUGUGAGCGAGCCUCCAGGCCCCGGCAAAGUGUCCGUUCACCUAGACUCUGCUACGGAUUUGGAUCUGAAAUCCUCCUCCUCACAUUCUGAUCAGUCCUCUGAAACCUCAUUGCCUGAAGUCCCCAAGGAUGAAUGUCCCAAGGAGUUCAGCCUGCUGAAGUUUCAGACAAAAGAUGGGCACCGUCCUGAGUGGACGUUUUACCCGAGGUUUAGCAGCAGUAUCCACACCUACCACGUUGGAAAGCAGUGCUUCUUUAACGGGGUCUUCCUCGGCAACAGGAGGUCUCUAUCAGAGAGGAUGGUGGACAAGUGCUUUGGGCGGAAGAAAUAUGAUAUUGAUCCUAGGAAUGGAAUACCAAAGUUAACUCCAGGAGAUAAUCCAUAUAUGUACCCAGAACAGAGUAAAGGCUUCCACAAAGCAGGGUCAACUCUCCCACCAGUGAAUUUCUCAACAGUGCCUUAUGAAAAGAAAUUUGAUACAUUUAUUCCACUUGAGCCUCUUCCACAAAUUCCUGUCUUGCCUUUCUGGGUGAAGGAGAAGGCCAACAGGCUGAAGAAUGAGAUAAGAGAGGUUGAGGAGCUUGACAAUUGGCACCCAGCGGUCCCCUUGAUGCACACUUUAUUCCCUGCUGGUGGGUUAAAGGACCUUCAAAGAAUAGUAUAAAACCAGCGGCAAGGCCAGAAGAGCAGACUUUUGAGAGGUUUUCCAGUGGAGAGGAGAGAAGGCAGAGCCUCUCCCAGAGUGGAUGGUAUCUUUUGCCCCAACGUGGUCUCUUAGGCUGACGUCAUGGCCGUGCAUCACUGGUUGAGUGUGUUGGUUGAGGACUCUUAGUCUUGUAAUGGAGCACAACCUUUAACUCCGUGCCUCUAUCCACAGGUUCUUUGGACUCGCCAAGACAACCCUAAACAGGAACAGGCCCACAGAGCAUGCACUGACUGUACUCGGGAGAGCCUCUUCCAAUUGAUCACUUCUGUCAGUGUGAUUGUUCUAAAUCAAAUGUUUGACUUUGAUGAGUAA